Carassius carassius (crucian carp) is the source of this 3617-nucleotide messenger RNA. RefSeq names its product TSC22 domain family protein 2-like. The coding region runs from base 518 to 2338 and encodes 606 amino acids. Gene Ontology annotation, biological process: regulation of transcription by RNA polymerase II. NCBI's taxonomy places the organism in Eukaryota, Metazoa, Chordata, Actinopteri, Cypriniformes, Cyprinidae. The record is from RefSeq and is a predicted model, not a curated record. The transcript is spliced from 5 exons.
CGCUACGUAGCCAUCUUGUGUAGAGGCGAGGAAGCGGAGCCGUUAGCUCGAGAUCUGCGCUGACAGCUGACAAACUGACAAACAAACCGCCACUCUGCUCCCGACAGAAACGGAAAGUAAACAUGCGUUAAUACGUGUCGAGAUGUCUGUUCGGUGUGUUUGACGGAGGAUGUGUGCUUCUGAAGAAGGGAGAGUGUUGAGCACCGAAGGCGCCUCAGAGUCACGUUAAAUCCACAGACUGGAGAGAGCGGCCUGACGGAGACUCUCACACCGGGACAUGGCCUUCGUUUAGGCCACGGAGAACAGAGAGACGGGCUCGGAAGGAUUAAACACCGCUGGAAUAAACCUGUCAUUGUGUUUGGAGCUUCAGUUUAAAGGAGUGAAAAUGCCGCGAUGAGGGAGUCUUGAGUUAGAGUGACGCAAAUUACAUGACUUUUUCAUACACAUUGCUUACAUUGGAGCUGCGCGCUUCAGUCCGACGUGUUGAGAUCAGAGCAACGCGCUUAAAGCUGUCAAAAUGUCUGCAGUGACGUCGAAAAAGAAGAGCUGUUUUCAGAUCACGAGCGUCACGCAGGCGGCGCAGGUGGCGGCCAACAGCCACACGGACAGUUUAGAGGACCCUGACGAGCCCAGGACUGAGGACAUGUCCUCAUCCGAGAUAUACGACAUGUCCAAACCUGGAGAUUUCCAGCCGGAGACGUGUGCUGUCAGUUUAUCUGAUGAAUCGCUUCAUAAAGAAGCUGAAACAGCUGGCCAAGAUGGUCCCAUGUGGACCGUCCCUGGUUCUCGUAGCACAGGUGCUGUUCAUAUAAACCCAGGCGGGACCGUCUCUUCCAAAUCUUCAGGUUCAGCUGCAUCACAGACUUCAUCGCUUAGCAGUUCUGCCACAGUAGGUAGUUGCAGUUCCCGUUUCAGGGUCAUCAAACUAGAUCAUGGCACGGGCGAGCCCGUCAAAAGAGGUAGGUGGACUUGCACUGAGUUUUAUGAGAAGGAUACUGACACUUCCUCAUCUGCUCGGACUGUGAAUAACGUCAAGCACGUUGGCACCACAGACCACGGCGUGGAUGCAUUGGGAGCUGCGGGAGGUUCGGUGGCUGCUCUUGUUGGGCUUUCAACACCGGCACCCGAACCACACACCGACAGCGGUUACAUAUCUGCACCAUCGAACCCACCUGUGGAGGUUCAGCAGCAAACCUUCUGCGUUUCUCAGCAGGGAUUAGGCCUCGUGGCCCAGAACCUUAACGAAGAUGCCCACGCUCAACAUCUCAAAUCUCCCAGCAUGCCUUCGACAACUCAGCCACAGCCAUUUUUCCCGGGAAAACAGGCACAGAAACCUGUCCAGACUGUUAUUCCAUCGAAUCCGGCCCAGAGCACCUUAGGGACUUCUCUUCCGCUCGCGACCCAGCUGAACCAGGGGCCGUCUCCUGUCAUGACUCCUGCAGAGGGGAGCGCUCACGUGCUUGGAUUAGUUUCCCAGCCCGUGGACGGCAGAGGGCUUCCCAUCAGCCAGCCGGAGCAUGUUCAGGGGCUUUUACAGCAGCCGGAUAUCAGCACGGCUCUAGGGAGUGUGUCGGCCGCAGCUGUUGUACAGCAGGCACCAGUGACGCUCAUUCAGCCGGCGGUAACUGCGUCUGUCAGCGCCCUCGCUGGGGUCCCUGAUGUGCAGAAUGGGCCUGUUGUUAUGUCCAGUGCCUCUAAUGCCCCCCAGAGCAUGCCAAAACAGAUGCAGCAUCAUCAGCCUCAGGGAGUCCACAGUGGUUCAGUAGUAGGACUGGGUGCGCUGAUGACCCCUGCUAACUUUAGCCAGCUCCCCUCCGGUGUCACCCAGGCCGUGGAGAACCAGAGGAACCCCGACGGGCUGCUCCAGAGCCAUGUGCUCAUGGGAACAGAUGCCAUCAAACCCCUGCAGCUCCACACUCCUGCUGUCCGCAGUCUGUUUGGAAUAGCUAUUCCCAUUGAUGGGGACGAGGACAGGAACCCCUCCAUGGCUUUCUAUCAGGCCUUCCCAAACGGCAGGUCAAAGGUCAUCAGUGAUGGUGCCUCUGGCGCCAGUGCUGUGGCCAUCGAUAACAAAAUAGAGCAAGCCAUGGAUCUUGUGAAGAGCCAUUUGAUGUACGCCGUGCGUGAGGAAGUGGAGGUCCUGAAGGAGCAGAUCAAGGAGCUGUAUGAGAGGAACUCUCUCCUGGAGAGAGAGAACGCAGUAUUAAAGUCUCUGGCCAACACGGAGCAGCUGACCCAGCUCAGCACUUCACCCCCACAGACGGCCCUCAGCACCGUCCUGCAGGGAGGAGGUACACUCAUGACCUUGCCCCCGCAUCCCAACGUGUCCACAGCAUGAACACAUGCAUCAACAAGCCAAAACAUGACCAUCUGCAGCGGAGAUUUUGGUUUCCAGUGGUGUUUUCCACUUGUGGAGAGCCAUGCUUCUGGUCUUCCCCAGUAUUAGACGAUCAUCAUCUCUGGAGAGAGCAGAACUGGCUCUGUGAUGGCUGCGGUCGCUCUCUGAGGGCACGGGCUGCUGGCUGGCCGAAUGAGUUCAGUAGAGGAGUGAAGAUUAGCAAGACGCUCGUCUCAGGCCAAGCCAAACAUGUGGAGCGCUCCAGCAGGAGUCCCUUCGGCUCUUUAGUUUCACUGUCUGCAUAUAUUUAUUAGAGGGCUGCUAUUUUCAUAAUGUAAAUGAACAAUGUAACAGAGAUCUAUUAUAUAUAUAUAUAUAUAGAGAGAGAGAGAUAUAAAGAACCAUUCUUUUGGUUUCUGAGAUGUUAGAUUCUUGUUUAACAAGGCAAUCAUGUCCCCGUGGCACAGAUCCAACACUAUAAGUGAUUCAGUGAGAUGUCUGAUAGAGUCCUGUGUGGUCUGGGGUUAAUGUAAAGUGUGUACAGGUGAGCAGCAUUAAUCAAGGAUUGCUCUUUGGGAUUUAAUUAACUAUACUUUCCCUGAGUACUUCAAUUCUGAUACGUUUUGUAUUUUAAACUGGGGACGGAGGUGUAAAUUAGUUGUAACCAAAGAAGAAAAGUGUUUUGUAUAUCGUGUAUUUUCUUGUUUGUAUGCACGUGCGCGCUUUUUUUUUUUUUUUUAAUACUUCGUCACCUUUUGUUUCUGAUUGGCAUGUGUCCAGCGUGAUCUAUCAGACUGUUUUCUUACCUCAUGUGUUUUGUUUGUCAUAAUUUAAGCAGUCUGUGAACGAUGUUUGAUUAUGGAUGGUGAAGGGUGAUUUUUGGAGUAACGUAAAAGAGCCAAUUGUUUUCAUUUGCGUGGUGUUAAAAAAUGUGAUUUACAGAUAAAUGUUAACCACAUUACAGAAAAUGUUCGAAAUAAAUGGCGAUUUAUAUUUGCAGUGUUCACAGAUGUCAUGUGUAGGGCAUGUCCUCUGUUUUAAUGUCUUUCGUGCCUCUUGUACCAGAGAUGCAGUGAUCUGGUUGAUUUUCUGCCCAGUUUGAGCCAAACAGAAAUCUUGUACAAUCACUGUACAUCAGUCUGAACUUUUUAGGUCUGCUUGUUUAUCUUUUUUUGGUUGUCGUUGAAGGAAAUGUAGUAUACAAGCAGAAUGCAUUGUACUUGAUCACUGAGCCUUUCUGAAAAUACCCUUUUAAUGUGCCGUUUGGAGAAAGAUUUUU